UAGUGUUUUGUCUUGGUUUAUUUUAAAGAUCAGAGUAAUUGGAAACAAUUACUUUUUAAUUAAUAACUUGGGAAAGGUGAACAGAAACAUUUUACAGGGUUUUACCGUGUGCACACUGAAAUAAAACACUUUAUGCUAUGCUUCAAUAAUUUAUCACUUCUUGACAGGGGCUUGGAAAAGGUCCAGUCUGUAAAUACAAAUCACCAAUUUGCUCCUUUAUAAAUGAGUUCUUUUAAGAAGAAAAUGGAUGGCUCUCCAAGUGGAGCAUACAUGUUCUCAUUUGUUUUGUAGAAUAUGUGGGGCUGCCAGGUUAUCGUGUCCCUUCAUUCACUUACAUCAGCCACCUCUAAAAGCAAUUCCAUUGUAGUCUCCCACCAAUCUGUAGCAUCCUAUUUUUUCUAACUUCUUCCCUGACCUCCCCUUUGGUAUAUAAGUCUUUAUUUUCCCCUUGCCAUCUCUCUAGUUUAAUAGUUCUACAGUGGAGUACUGUUUUCAACCAUGGAACUACUUUUAAUCAAGAUCGACUUUGGGAAAUGCUGCCAUUUUUAUGGUAAUAAAGGACUGUAUUAUGCACUGGGACCUGCUCAAGUUGUCCCCUGUGUAUACCUUCACAUAGUAGAACCAUGAAACAAAGUGUAAAUGCUAAAAUUGCUUUGUUCUUAACUGUAGUCUCCUCGAGGUCAGUGAAUGAUUUCUAACUGCAUUGUAGCGAAGACAUUUGUUCCAGGUUGAAGAAUUUUUUGCUGGAGAACAUACAUUUUCCCUGUCUCUGUGCCCCCAAACCCUGGCUGCCACACUCUUUCUCUUGGGCUGUGACAAAACAAUGUUUAGCGAGAAACAAAAUUCUGCUCGAUUUUCAGACUAUCUGACUUCAUGUUCUGUUUUGGUCUUUGAGCUAUUCCUUGGCUAAUCUUCCAACAAGUCGAAUUGAUUCUUAUUUCAAAACUGUUUAUCCCAAAACAGAGCUGUUGACAAGUACAAAUACAGAUGGCAGACAUGUGGUAUGAUUUUCAUGUUCUCAUCUCAGCAUUCAGGAAGGGAAUGUUAUUGAAAGAUGGUUUACAUCUGAAGCUUUCUGCUCAAGGCAAUAUGGAAUGCAUGCUAGGAGUGCUUAAUUAUGCUUAAUUAAUAAUAGUAACAAAUGCUUACGGGAUUUCCUUAAGGACUAAAAGUGCAGCAGCAUUGGACUUGCUGUGUAAGGCUUAUCGCCCUGGAGGCUAUAAUAAUCUGUAACAAUAGAAGCAGCCUCUAGGGGGUAAGAUUGUCUUUGAUAAUCACUGACUCUUGGGUGACCUCAGUACAGCAUUCCAGGCCAAAGAUCCAGAAUGUUCCCUUACUGGGGGCAGACAUGCCCAUGAUUGCACUGACCUUUGUCCUCCAAGCAGAUGAUCCUCCAGAGUACUGGCUAGCUCUUAUAUUCAGAGGUAAAUCCCAGCCCAUGCUGUGGCCUUUGCUGUUCCCCACAGCCCAACUGCAUUAACUAUGUUUUUUUUUUUCUCCACAAAAAGAAAUUGUUGGUGAAAGGAAGACAACCUGCAGUUUUUCUCCUCACCGACCUGGUUUCAGGAGGCCGUGUGCUGAGUGGAGUGCCUCUUCCUGUCUUCCCUAAGCUUGCCCCUGACCAUUGUGGAGGUAGAUGCCACCUAAGAGUGGCAGGGUUAGUCCUGACCUCUGGGGUCUGAAUAUCCAGCAACUACCUUAAUUCCAGUCGCUGCUGUCUGUCGUACCACCAGUACACAGCUGUACAGCUGUGUCUCUGUUGUUGACCGACUAACUUAGAUUCACUGUUAAAGUCCAAUUAGCCAGAGUGGGGGUGAAAAUGCAAGAGUGGACGGUGAGAGUGGUAUGUGCCAUGUGUGACAGGACCGCGGAGAGAGCCCUCUCUGAUACCUGUUAUGUCCCUCCUUUAAAAGAUGCGAGAGGUGGCCAGGGAAUGGGGAUUUCAGAAUGUGGCGGCAGAAAUCAAUUUAGCAUUUAUUGGAUGACAGCUGUAGGCAGGCACUGUGCUGUACCUUAUGGGGGCAGAUAAAAAAGGAAAUAUGACAUUGUUCGCACCUUCCAUACUGAGUUUGUAGGUUUGGGUAUUAUGGGGGAAAGUGGUACUCUCCAUCCUUUUUUUAAAAAAUUGGGCCAAAAUUUUAAGAAUUCUUUUAAAAAUCAACAUUUUAGAUGGAUUUGAGCAUCUCAACUGUAUGUUUGUAUCUUGGAAUUCCAAGUAAACUCAGGAGUGGAUAAUUUUGAAAUCUGAACGUAGCUAUGCCCUAUUUACCCACAGGCCCAGGUAGUUCAGCCUCCCAUUUUUGUUUUUUUCCUUCCCCUAGCAAAAGCCAGCUUUUGUGUGGUUUAACUGAACAAUCAUGUUGGAUAUUUUUUUAUUUGAAGACCCAUUUUGAUUCAUAUGCAGCAUUGAAGGAUUUUCUUCAUAGUAAUUUGGGAGUUAUAGCAGAUAGAAAGGCAGAGGCAUAUUCCAGGAACUUCGUGAAAUACAAAACACUGAAACACUUGGGAUAGGCUAGUUUUCAAUGCUUGGGUUACACAAAUGUCCAAAUUCACAUGGGCGUAAUUUAUUCCAAGUUUUAUAAUGGGAUGGAUGUUGGUGGGUUUGGCAAUAUACCAACAAUUUGGAUUAAAGAAGAGGUUAGUUUAUGAAAAGUUUACGUCACAAUCUUAGGCAAUUUUAUUACCAUCAUGUGCAUACGGUAUUUCAAGUCACUAUUCAGUGUUUAUAUCAAAUAGACGUUUUAUUGAACUUGGAAAAAUGAAAAAAUUAAAAAUGUGUAAUAUGUACGGUUGAGUGGAUGUUGCUGGGAUACAGGGCUCCUUGUACCCCACCCACAUUAGUGUGUUAAUCACAAACCCCAAAUCUCAGUGGUUUGAAACAACUAAUGAUCUUACUCAUGCUCCAUGUGCACAGGGGCCCAUAGGUGGGACUCCACUGAUUGCAGUCACCUAGGGGCCCAGGCCAAGGGAGGCAGCACCUUAUGUUUCCACCAUCUCAACCUGAGGACUCAGCAUCUGCUGCGGCAGAGGAAGAGCAUAAAGGAUCACUCCCUGGCUCCUAAAACCUUUUGCUUAAAGCUAGUGUCACUUCUACCCCAUUAUUAGGCAAAGCAAGUUACACGGUCAGGGCUUACUUUAAGUUUUCAGAAAAGUAUAAUCCUUUCAUGGACCCAGGAGAGACAACCAGAAAUACUGGUAAACAGUGGUAAUAACGUACCACAUUAUGUGUACUAGUCAUGGUUCCUCCAGAGAAACAGAACCAAUAGGAUGUAUAGAGAGAUUUUAAGGACUUGGCUCCCACGAUUGUGGAGGCAAGCCCAAAAUCUGCAGGGUGGGCUGGCAGCCUGGAGACCCAGGGAAGAAUUGCCAUUCAAGUCUGAAGGCUGGCCGCUGGAAGAAUUCCCUUUUCCUCCAAGGAAGUCAGUGUUUUCCUGUUAAGGCCUUCAACUGAUUGGAUGACGCCCACCCAUAUUAUGGGGGGUAGUCUGUUUUAUUUACUUUAAAUAGGUCUACUUAUUUAAAUGUUAAUCUCAUCUUUAAAAAAUAGCUUCAUAGCAACAUCUAGAGUAAUGUUUGACCAAAUAUCUGGGUACCAUGGCCUAGCCAAGUUGAUAUAUGAAGUUAACUAUCAUGGUAUGUUAACCAUAUCCUUUGCAUUAUACAUUUUCUUAAUCAUUAGUAAAGCAUUCAGAAGUAUAAAGCCUCGGUGUGAUUUUUACUGUAUUGAAAAAAGAAUUCUUUCUUUGUUAAGACUUGGGUUGAGGGACCUGUGCUCUUGGUGUCUUAAUCUAUUUUUCAUUAGAUUCCAAAGAAAAUAGUAACUGGUUUCUUCAUGGUUUCAAAAGCUGAGUCUGAAUAGAUUGUUUUGGUUUGGUUUUGUUGCUGCAGUUUAACUUACAAUUUUCCAAUUAAUAUAUUCCUAUAUUUAAAAGAAAACGCAGAAGGUAACAAUCUUUCGUUAGACCAGGUAAUUUUAUCUCAAGCCAACCAAAUGUGUUCCAUUCACAUACUGUGAGGAGAUGAUCAUGGAGUCUUUAGUAUACCUCAGAACUUGCCUUAUGUAAAAUGUGUCUCAAAGGCACAGGGCAUGUUACAGCUAAAACUUUACCUUAUCACUUUUCAUACAGUGGGUUUUUAUGGCUCUCCCCUUUCAGUAUAUUCAAAACUCUUUACAAGUAUCUUUCUCCUGAGAAAGUGCAUGUGCUCCUGUCUUGUUCAAAGAUGUCCCAUCAACAGGACCUGAUCUCCAGUUUGCUUUUGUCUUUUUCCUAAUUGUGAUAUUCUUGGCAGUGCCUGCUUCACACCCUGUUCCUUGUCCCCCUGGCACUGGCAUAGAAAGAUUUCUGAGAUGAUUUCUCCAUGCUGGGAGUGCAGUAGAGGAGCCUCAUGAAGAUCAGACCUCCACCUUGGUUUCAUUAGCCAACUAAGCUAAUCCUCACAUUCUCCCCUCGUAGUCACCGAACAAGGUAGCCCCCUUUUCCAAUGAGGAAACCUGAAGCAAAGAGGUUAAGUGACUUGCCCAGAGUCACUUAGGGAGUGGUUGCAACUACGGUAACAGUUCCUUCUGCUAUUUGAUCAAGUGCAUAGGUGUGGGCUCUACCGAUUUCUUCUUCUAGCAUGCAUUUAAUCAAUAAAUCAAUCUUCUCUUCUGAUUCAUCCUACCAGUAGUCGAAUGAAGAAGGUCCCAAGGUGUGCACACAGACUGCUGUCCUCUACAUUCAAAGAUGAUGUUGCUGACAGUGAUUUGUUAUCUGGCUUGAGUGUGACAGGAAAGAUCAAUAGUUGGCCAACAGCCCUUUAUACACCAGGCCAAGGUAGAAAACUGCUCCUUGGCUUGCGUCUGCAGGCACUGUUUGCAGAGACUAGCAGUUUUUGAGAUGACCGUCUCUUAGAAUUUGUUUUUUCUUCCCUGGAGUCUCUCUAAUCCUAAUUACUACUCAACAGGCUGUUUCCCAGCAGCCCUUUGCUGGGCCUUUGUGUUAGAAGCUGUGCAUCAUCAGACCCAGUAGGUCUGUAGGAGAGAAGUGGAGACAGGCUGUGUGUGCAUCUGAAUCGACUUUCCCUCCCUGGGCAACGCUGACUAAAUCUAUCGUUCUUUUGUCAGCGACUCAUUUGCUCAGAUGUUGAAUGAAGACUGAAGUAAUUUUUAUUUUUUAUUUUUGAGACAGUGUCUCACUCUGUUGCCUAGGCUUAAGUGCAGUGGCAUGAUCUCAGCUCACUGCAACCUCCUCCUCCUGGGUUCAAGCAAAUUCUCCUGCCUCAACCUCCCCAGUAGCUGGAGUUACUUUUCGUAUUUUUAAUAGAUACGGAGUUUCACCAUGUUGGCCAGGUUGGUCUCGAACUCCUGACAUCAAGUGACCCACCUGCCUCGGCCUCCCAAAGUGCUGGGAUUAUAGGCAUAAGCCACCAUGCCCGGCCCCAAGACUGAAGUAAUUUAAUGUCUUUUCUCACGUGAGAUUUGCCAUGUCACUUGGCCCCCUUCUCUGUAUCCCUCAUUCUCAUUUUGUGUACUUAGGACUUUCCCAGGCCCCAUUCCUUGAGCACAGCCCAUACCCCAAAACCACUCUACCCCUAACCUUGGGCACACAUUGCUUAAAAUCACCAUGUAAUCAUUUUAAAUUCAACCAUGCUAGGUUGUGCAUUUUGUGUUAAAUACAUUUUUUGUGACACGUUUACUCACAAUUUCUCUGUUUGUAUUCUUAUCAUUUUUCAGUGUAUUAUAAAACAUUAGAACUUUUUUUAACUUUUCAUUGAAACUGAUCACUUUAAGUACUGUGAGAGAAAAAUGCAGGAUGUCAAAGAGAUAUAGCAAACCGUAUGUGUUUGCAUUUCCAGAAAAAAGGGGAACAUCUAUUGUAAAAAGAUUAAAAUAGAUGGGUGAGAGGUUGAGAGAAAAUAGAUAAUAGAUACUAUUUCCCAUGAUUAGAACUGUUUUCCUGAGUGAACCUGUAUACCCUGUUCAGAGAAAUGAAUUUAUUUUAACUGAAAGGAAAACCAGGUUGAAUGAUCAUCAGGUAGAGAAUUUUUUGGCGGGGGGUGCGGUGGGGAGUGGACAGUCUUGCUCUGUCACCCAGGCUGGAGUGCAGUGGUGUUGUCAUAGCUCACUGCAGCCUCAACCUCCUGGCCUCAAGUGAUCCUCCCACCUCGGCCUCCUGAGUAGCUGCGACUACAGGAGCACACCACCAUGCCCAGCUAGGCAGAUAAUUUAAAAGCCAUUCUUUUUAAUUAAAAACCAGUGCAGACUUUUAACAUGAUCAGUUUUGCUGCUGUCAUUCAUUUCCCUUUAAUGAAGUGAAAUUUACCCCAAAUUAAGAUUCUCUUCUUUCUCCCUCUUUCUACUUCUGUUUUAUGGGAGAAGCCAGCUUUUAAACUCUGUAGUUUGAAUCCCCUACCCCUACCCCGCCUAAAUUAUCUAGGCAUUAUUUCUCUCCUAUUUGCCCUUAUUCUGAAUUUCAUGUCAAUUUACUUAUUACUUUAACAAGCUGACCCUUCCUCAAGCUUUCUGUGUGGAGGGGAAGGGGCUGUGCUGGAGUCCCUGUUGUAUCUCAGUGGAAGCUGUACUCCUGACAUAGCUGGUGACUUUGUGGGCAGUUGGUGUGUGAAUGCCACCGACCUAGGUACUUUAGGAACUUGACAAAACCUGAAGAAAAGGGUUUCCUAUCAGGCUUUUACAACAGUGAGACCAGAUCAAUUUCAGUGACAUUGUAUAUCGGAAGCUCCUAGAGGGCAGAGCUGUGUUUCUCUUGGCUUUUUAUUUCCAGUGCCUGAAGGUGCCUGAGAUAUUGGUGUUCAUUUGCUGUUUUCCUGCUGACAAAUAAUUACAUAGAAACACAAUCCUGGUGUCUUUAGAUAAUUUACCUAAGUCUUUGGUAAGCAUUUUGGCUUCCAGAUAGAACUGCUCUCAUCCUUAGCAUCAGGCUCAUUAUUAUCAUUUGAAAAUUUGAAAACACUGGCAAAGAGGCAAGUUGCAGUGCAGUAAUAAGGUCCUUAAUUUUCUACCAUCUGCUGGAAGUUCAUUUAGCUGCAAGCUGACCAUCUGAUGCAUUUUUGGUUUGCUGGGCUGACAGUUUCACUGCUUAGAAAUCAGAAGAAACAGCACACUGGACUCAUAAGGAGAGAAUGCCCAUUGAACAGGGAAUUGAUGGGAAUUUGGGAGAAAAGGUGGCUGUCAUCUUGGCGAGUAGGCCAGGGAGUGAAAUAAAUCUUUUUUUGUUGUUGUUUUGUUUUUGAGACGGAGUCUUACUGUCGCCCAGGCUGGAGUGCACUGGCGCGAUCUGGGCUCACUGCAAGCUCUGCCUCCCGGGUUCACGCUGUUCUCCUGCCUUAGCCUCCCAAGUCGCUGGGACUACAGGUGCCUGCCACCACGCCUGGCUAAUUUUUUGUAUUCUAGUAGAGACGGGUUUUCACCAUGUUAGUCAGGAUGGUCUCGAUCUCCUGACCUCGGGAUCCGCCCAUCUCAGCCUCCCAAAGUGCUGGGAUUACAGGCGUGAGCCACCGCGCCCAGCCGAAAUAAAUCUUAAGUGUAGUCAGACACAUAUCCUGGCCUUUGUGAAAGCAGUUAUUAAAAGUUCAGUUCAGAAAAAAAAAAAGUCUUGUGGGAAGAAACAGAAAGUUUAAGAAAAUUUGUAAAGUAUCUUUUUGAAUACAAACUCCAAAGAGAAAUAAAAAGAGAGCCUUCAGAGAGCUAACACAUAUUCAAGUCUUACUUUGUGCUGGCCAUUGUUCUAAGCUCUUUACAACUAAUUUAAUCUUCAGAACAACCCUAUGAAAUUGAUAUUAUUAUUCCAUCUAUAAAUGAGGAAAUUGAAGCACACAGAAAGGAAGAAACUUGCUCAAUAUCACCCAGUUAGUUACUGGCAGAGGUGAGAUUUAAACCCAGCAGUCUAGGUCAAGAGACUUUAAACCACUUGCCCCAGAAUAUGUCAAGAAGCCCAAACCCAUUUUGAGUUAAUUUUUGUAUGGUUGCAAGAUAAGCAUCCAUUUUCGUUCUUUUGCAUGUGGAUAUCCAGUUUCCUAGCACCAUUUAUUGCAGAAACAGUCCUCUCUCCAUUGUGUGUGUUCUUGGUACCUUUUUCUAAAAUCAAUUGAUCUUAGAUGUGUGGGCUUAUUUCUGGUGUCUCUGUUUUGUUCCAUUGGUCAGUAUGUCUGUUUUCAUGCUAAUACCAUGCUGCUUUGAUUAUUAUAACUUCGUAAUAGAUUUUGAAGUCAGACAGUGUGAUGCCUGCAGCUUGUUGUUUUUGUUCAGUAUUGCUUAGCUAUUUGGGGUGUUUUGUGGUCCCAUACACAUUUUAGGAUUGUUUUUUCUAUUCCCUUAGAAAGUGAUAUUGGAAUUUUGAGAAGAAUUGCAUUGAAUCUGUAAAUUGUUUUGCAUAGUAUGGACAUUUUAACAAUAUUGAUUCUUUCAAUUCAUGAACAUGGGACACCUUUCCAUUUGUGUCAUCUACUAUUUCUAUCAUCAAUGUUUUAUAGUUUUCAGUAUAUAAAUCUUUCACCUCCCUGGUGAAAUUUACUCCUAAGUGUUGUUUUUUUUUUUUUUUUAAAUGCUAUUAUAAAUGAAAUUGGUUUCUUCAUUUCUUUUUGAGGUAAUUCAUUUUUAGUGUAAAUAAAUGUUACUGAUUUUUUUUCUUUUUUUUAGACAGAGUCUCAAUCCCAUCACCCAGACUUGAGUGCAGUGAUGUGAUCCCUGCUCACUGCAGUCUCAAACUCCCAGGAUCAGGUGGUUCUCUCACCUCAGUCUCUUGAGUAGCUGGGACUACAGGUGUGCACCACCAUACCUGGCUAUUUUUUUGUAUUUUUAGUGGAGAUAGGUUUUUGUCAUGUUGCCCACACUGGUAUCAAACUCCUGGGAUUAAGUGAUUAACCUGCCUUAGCCUCCCAAAAUAUGUGGAUUACAGAUAUGAGCCACUGUGCCCAGCCAGAAAUACUACUGAUUUUUGUGUGUUGAUUUUGUAUCCUGCAACUUUACUAAAUUCAUUGAUCAGUUAGACUUGAAACUGCAAAACUACUGGAUGAAAACAUAGGGGAAAUACUCGAUAACAUCAGUCUGGGCAAAGAUUUCUUGGGUAUGACCCCAAAAGCAUAGGCAACAGAAACAAAAAUAAAUGAGAUUGCACCAAACUAAACAGCUUCUGCACAGCAAAGCAAACAAUAGAGUGAAGAGACAAUCCAUAGAUUGGGAGAAAAUAUUUACAAACCAUAUAGGUGUAAGGGGAUAAUAUCCAAAAUACAUAAGGAACUGAAACAACUUAAUAGCAAAAAAACAAGAACCCAAUUUAACAAUGGACAAAGGACCUAAAGAGACAUUUCUCAAAAGAAGACAUACAAAUGGCCAACAGUAAACAUGCUCAUCAUCGGCAAUUAUCAGGCAAUGCAAGUUAAAACCAUGAUAAUAUAUCACCUUACACCUUCCAGAAUGGCUAUUAUCAAAAAGUUGAAAGAUAACAUGUGUUGGUGAGGGUGUGGAGAAAAGGGAAUUCUAGUGCGCUGUUGGUGGGAAUGUAAAUUAAUACAGCCAUUACGGAAGGCAGUAUCAAGAUUUCUCAGAAAACAAAAAAUAGAACUACCCAUAUGAUCCAGCAGUCCCCUUCUGGGUACGUAUCAAAAGAAAUUGAAAUCAGUAUGCUGAAGAGAUCUCUGCACUCCUGUGUCCAUUUCAGAAUUAUUCACAAUAGCCAAGAUAAAGGAGGAACCUAAGUGUCCAUCAAUGGAUGAAUGGAUAAAGAAAAUGUGGUAUAUAUAUAUAUAAUGGAGUACUAUUCGUCCUUAAAGGAGAAGGAAAUUCUGUCAUUUGUGACAACAUGGGUGAACCUGAAGGAUGUUAUGCUAAGUAAAAUAAGCCAGGCCGAGGAAGAUAAAUACUGCAUGAUCUCACUUAUAAGUGGAAUCUAAAAAAGUCAAACUCAGAAGUAGAGAAUGGAAUGGUGGUUACCAGAGGCAGGGGGAAGGGGUGGAUGGGUAAUAGGGAGAUGCUGAUCAAAAGGUACAAAAUUUCAGUUGGGAGGAAUAAGCUUUAGUGACCUAUUGCACAGAAUGUAUAAUAAUGUAUAUUUCAAAAUUGCUGAAAGAAUAUAUUUUAAAUGUUUUCACCACAAAAAAAUGAUAAAUGUGUUAGGUGUUGGAUUUGUUAAUUAGCUUGAUUUAAUCAUCCCACAAGGUAAACAUAUAUCAAAACAUCAUAUUGUACCCCAUAAAUAUAUAAUAUAUACAAUUAUUAUUUGUUAAUUAAAAUUUAAAAUAAUUACUUGAAAAGAAGACCAAACUCCCAGAUGUGCUGAGGCUUUUCAGAAUAAAGUGGACAACAAAGGGACAAGGCCACUCAUUAAUGAGGAUAGCCUGGUGUUAACAGAUGGCACGGAGGCCAGGCCACUCAGGUCUUAUUUUAUCUCUUUAUCCUUCAAAAAGAAUCAUCUCCAAGCUGAAAAUAUUUCUAGGGGAGAAACGGAAUCCACCAAAAUAAAGAAGACUGGAACUCCUCUAAGUUAAGUCUCCAGGGGCAAUGAUGACAUCGCACUGCACAAAGCGACUUGUAGGUGACACAGGAAACACUGUUAGGAGCCUGUGAGACAUUGAGGAAAAUGAGACAUGAGCAAACAAAUGCCCUGGUUUUAAAAAGGAAGAAAAGAGAAAAAACUGAAAGGAGAAGAAAAUACUUUUGUUUAAGGGAUGUGUUUGCAACUCUGAGAGGAAGCCAUUCUAUCAAGCCUGAAGAAAAGUGUGUUCCUUGCGUCUGGACUGAAGCUGCUGUUUGUCAUGAUACAGGAGAGGGCAGGAUGAGGAUGCGGGCUGCCCUCGUGGGCUGGGCUUGUACCACCCUUUGCCUGGCUUCCUGCUUGUCUGCCUUUUCCCAUGGUGCCAGCACGGUGGCCUGUGAGGACAUGCAACCCAAACACAUCCAAGCCCAGCCUCAGCACCAGGACACCCACCACGUCACCAUCCACACCCACAGGUCUUCCUAUGCACCAGGUGACAAGAUUCCAGUGACGGUGAGAAGCAGUCGUGAUUUCAUGGGAUUUCUCCUUCAGGCUCAAAGAGUGUCUGAUCAUCAAGUCGCUGGCACUUUCAUCCUCAUUCCUCCUCAUUCCAAACUGAUGACUUGUUUUCAAGAGGCUGAUGCAGUCACCCACUCUGACAAGUCCCUGAAGAGAAACCUGUCAUUCGUGUGGAAGGCCCCUGCCCGGCCUGUGGGGGACAUUAAGUUCCUUUUAUCAGUAGUCCAGUCAUAUUUCGUUUACUGGGCAAGGAUUGAAUCAUCUGUUGUGUCUCAGCAGACACACAGCAGCGCCCAUUCUGACGACCACAUGGAGCCCAGAUUACUGAUGCCAACCCUUCACCAGAGGCUGGGCGAUGUUGAAGGAGCUGCUCCAGCUCCCAGGGCCCCCAUCACUCUUCCACAGCAGCACACGCAUGUCUUUGCUGUUGCCCUUCCUGGAGCUGCAGAGGAGGACAAUCUAGAUCCUGUUCCUGCCAGUAUUUGGGUGACAAAGUUUCCUGGGGAUGCAGAGACUCUGUCCCAACCAUCUUCACACACAGCCACUGAAGGCAGCAUCAACCAGCAACCCAGCGGGGACAGCAAUCCGACCCUAGAGCCAUCCCUGGAGGUCCACAGGCUGGAGAGGCUCGUGGCCCUCAAGAGAGUCUCCUCAGAGAGCUUUGCUUCCAGCUUUAGCACCCAUCACAGAACUCAGGAUGAUCCCAGCUUUGAUUCACUGGAAACUUGCCUGUCCUCAGAUGGGGGUGAACAGGACAAGACGAAGGCCUCUAACAGUACCGUGACACAGCCUCCUCUGUCCACCGUCCAGCUUACCUAUCCCCAGCGCCUCUGGUCCUCUGAAACUUUCACAGGGAAUGGGGCCGGGGCAAGCAACCCAACCCCUGUCCUCCAGACCUCUGGCACUUCUGGGCUACCUGCUGCUGGUGACCAGUCAGAGGCAUCCAGGGCCUCUGCCAGCUUCUUACCUCAGUCAAAGCACAAGGAGCUCAGAGCAGGGAAGGGAGAUGGAGAGGGUGGAGUGGGAUACCCUCGGCAGACCAACCUAUGGCCUGACACUGGGCUAGAGGGAGCCCAGGCCCCUCUGGGGAUCCAGCUCAGAACUCCCCAGCUGGGAAUUCUGCUUUGCCUGUCAGUCACCCUGGGCAUGGCCCUGGCCACUGGCCUUCGCUACCUGCACACCCAGUAUUGCCACCAGCAGACGGAAGUGUCCUUCAGCGAGCCUGCUUCAGAUGCUGUUGCCAGGAGUGACAGUGGUGAGACUGUGCACGUCAGGAAGAUUGGGGAGAACAGUUUUGUUUUGGUUCAAGCAGAGUACAACUGGAUCACUCCUUCUGUGGGUAGCAAGAAAACAGUCCUCUGAGAAGACUGUCACCCCAGACCUCUCAGUGGCCCUCCUUGGGCCCUGGAGAGUGUCCCAGACAGAGCAGAGCUAAUGAGAAUACCUGAUGAAGACAGGGACUCAUUGUUCCUCUGUCAAUGUGCAGUUAGUGGAGGAAGCCAGGAGAGGACAGUUUCAUCAACAGAGGGAGUUAUUCCUGAGCUUUGUUGUCUUAACAUCUGUAAUUGAGCUUCCUUUUUUCUUUUUGCAAUUAGACGUUCUGUUUGAAGACUUAAACUCAACACAAUGAAUAUUGUAUAACCCGCUCAUUAACUAGACCCCUGUGGCCGCUAAGCUUCCUCUGUUGCCCUAAGGAAGCCAUAGAAAUAGAAAUAGAAAUACUGUCCCUCCUUAGUGUCUCAUCUCUUCUAACUCUGGGAAAAAAAAAAGUAAUGUUGGAUUGUGUCUCCUGCAAGAAAAAGAACUGCAGCUCUCACUUUGCCUUCCUAAACCACCCCCAAAGAAGUUUUCUUUUCAAAACUGAAUUCAACAACUUGCUAGAGUUCUGAUUUGGAUGACUAGGUGAAUGCAAGGGUAUGUGGUCUUCUGGGCAACUCAGCAGUCUGGCAAAUCUGCCAUGGAAAUUGAUCCAAAGUCAGGAAAGUUUUUGAGAGCUUGAUUGAACACAUCUUUAGGAAAACAUAUACAUGCAACACAAGGCCAUAAACACCAGAGUGGGGUAGGCAAGCCUUUUCAUCAGGUGUAAAUGGAUCUGAGACCUCCCAUCCAUUUACACUUGAGGGAAAGAUUCGUGUAUUCCAACAGCUAGCAGACAUACUGCCUUUUGCCAAAGGUCAGGCUGAAAAACAUUAUUAUACCAGCAUAGUUUGAAGAACAGUCUUUACUUGUCUUUUCAGGGAAUAUCAGGAAGAAAGCUUCAUGGAUGAAGGUCAUCUAUCUGAUCUCAUAACUUUAUGAAGAUUGCUUUGAUUUAACAGUGGCUCCACAGACACUAUCUGAGGUCAAAACAACAGAUCUGAAUAUAACUCUUAAAUAUGCUCACCUAAUAUAGCACAUUGGAAUUAGCUGCCUUUUCAGAGUGAAACCUAUUAUAGAGUCAUCAUUCAUUUUAAUGCAGAAACAAAAAUCACUACAAAUUCGGAAAGGAUAUUUGUUUAUUGAACAUCUAAUUCAUACAGGAACUGUGCUAAGAAGUUUGCAUAUAUCUUCACGUUUAACCCUCACAAAAAUUUAAUGAGGAGUAAGUUCAGUAGCUUUCCAAGGAGAAUGAGGCUUUCCUUAUACCUCAAUUUAACAAUUUUUAAAAAUUGAGUGUUCAGGAAAGAGACAGCUCCUGCCUUUUCCACACCUCCCUUUAGCUCAUUGGUCAUCAAUUCCAAGACUCUCCCCUCCCGGAUUCUGGCCUAGAUAGCUCUGUUCCCUGGCUUCAGUCAUUAGAUGCAUGGAGACCUAGGUAAUUUGUGCAUUCACAAAUGAAAGUGUUCUAGGAAUGCUGUGGAAAGAAACAAAUGUACUGUAGUCUAAUAAGGCCACAUAUAUCCCUUCUGCAUGCCUAGCCCUCUAAAAGACGUCCUCCCCAAGAAGCAAACAAGGGACCCCAUUAAUGGAGAGCUUUCAUCUGGCCACAUCGCAUCAGAGCCAGAUGCACCAUGUAUGCAAUCUUUUUUAAAUCUUUUCUGUCUAAGAGAGAAUUUCUAUGUAAACAGACUGUUUUGCUUAUCUAUUGAUGUGAACAAAUUACCUCCAGGCUUAGUAGUUGAAAAUAAAAUCACCACCACCACCACCAUUUAUCAUCUUUCACGAUUCUGGGGUUGCCUGGUCUCAGCUGGGCAGUUCUGCUCUCAGUGUUAUUGAAUGGGAUGGGACAGCCUAGCUGACUCCCUCACAUGGCUUGCAGUUGAUGUUGGCUGCCAGCUAAGGGCCCAAAUGGGGCUGCUGAAGAAUGUGGGAAGCAAUAUGGCUCUGUUCUUUGUGUCUUCUUAUGCCAUAUGGUGGCUGAGUUCUAAGAGGAAGUGUGCCAACAACACAAAACCAAAGGCUGCAUAUCUCUUAAGACCUGGCCCUUGGAAGUUGUCAUAGUGAGUCACAGGACCAACCCUCAUUAUUCAAAAGGAAGGGCAACAGAUUUCACUUUUUGAUGGGAGAAGUGACAGAGGAUUUGCAGCCAUCUUUAAUUCACAUUCCCUUCUGCUUAGACUGCUGAUCUGCCAUGGAGGGAUUGUGUGAGACUUGAAGAGAUGCCAUUCAUCCCUGGAUGAUGAGGGAGAUACAGAUGCUUCAUAAAGACAAGGACUUUGUUUUAUUCACUGCUGUAUUCCUAGUACAUAGCUUGGAGUCCGCUAUUCCUAGUACAUAGUAAGUAAUCAGCUCCCUUUUGCCCAUUGCCUCAGAAACUCAGGGCUCCAACAAACAGGGAUUGAAAACCAUGAACAACGCUUUCUUCAGAUGAGGAGAGUAAGGCCAUGGAGAGGUCAGUCCAACGACAAGUAAGUCUAGGGGAGUCCUCAGAUUCCUUCGACCCACCCUGACUUCCAAAUUCACUUUUCCUUCCACCAUACUUGGCAGCUCAUUUAUUCUCUUGGAUCGUGUUAGGUAUUGUAAAUAUUUCAACAGAUCCAGAGAGAGUCAGGAAUCAAGCAGAAAAAUGGCCUGGAAUGAUCACUUUACUGCCACCCUGGGAAUGAGGAGGAUGGUAGGACACUGGAGACUGGUCAGUCAUAGUGAGUGAGGCCUGGGCAUGACCUGCCAGGCUGUGACAGGGCCCCAGCAGUGGGCCAAAGGGAGGAGAGACAGCAAGGGAGGGAGGGGCUGUCAUUAUCCCAGGUAGGAGCUCACCAUGGCACGCAGAUGUUUCUCAUUGGUUUACAGCCACCAUCUUGAACUCACUGCCUUCCUUUCUGUGGGCUCUGCAUUUUCCUUCCUUCAAAUGGCAUCUUGGGAACAUCUUCCCCCUCACCUGAUGAUGGAUGGCUUCUGCAAAGUGUUUUGUUGCUUUAUUCAGGGAAGAGGGUGCCUGGAAAUACAUUCUAUUGGAUAAUAAAGACCGUAUUUCCCUGAUUUAUUGUCAAGCUAUGCAGGGUUGUCUGAGAGGCAAGGAACCAGUGGGGAUAUACAUUUUGACUAAUGAUUAAUUAUUAUAUCAAAAGUGAUAUUUUCCUAUCAACUGAUAGGCAGGAAAAAUAGACUAGAGCUUGCUAGGUUAGCACCAUGGGUCACAGAUGUAGCCUCUGCAUUUUCAGAUUAUAUUAUCCAUUACAGGCGGCACCUUCUCAUUUAAAAACAUAAUUUGUUGUUCUCCCAGACGACAAAAAAAAAAGCUGACAUUUCACAUGGAAGCCAAAGAUUAGAAUCACUGCACAGGGCCGCAUAUGGAAGUACAUUAGGAUGUGGUGUCCCUGAAUCAAGGACGCCAGGCGGCCAGUGCUGGGAGAGAUGUAGAAGGCAGUAACUUCUGAUCUUUAUUAUGCAAAUGUGCAGCCCCCGAGCCAGGCUGUUUAACCUCAUCAGGGGAAAUGUCGCUGAUCAUUUCAAGCUCCAAAUGUAGCACAAGCAUUAGUGCUAGUAUGUUAUUAUUGGUGUUAUUAUGAUUUGGACGGCAUAUGGAAGCCCAAGCCCUCUGAUUUAAGCUCAGUCCCUCCUUGCUCAGACCCUCUGGGAUUGGACAUAAACUCCUCUUGAUAUUAAACAAACAAAUAUUUUUUUCUUUCUCUUUGUAA
Symphalangus syndactylus (siamang) is the source of this 16045-nucleotide messenger RNA. It is a transcript of the gene REELD1, whose product is annotated as reeler domain containing 1. Lineage: Eukaryota; Metazoa; Chordata; Mammalia; Primates; Hylobatidae. Gene Ontology annotation, cellular component: membrane. The record is from RefSeq and is a predicted model, not a curated record.